AUUUAUUCCGUUUUUAAUUAUUUAACGGGUCCACAGUUGUGGUAGCUUUCUGCAGUGAACACCUUACAAAUCAUUAACGUGUUUUUGAAAAUUCGGCGCAAAAAUAACCCAACAGCUGUGAUAGACGGGGCAAAUAUAUUUAUUUGUAUUUGCUGUCAGCUGUCUCGGACAGCACCGUCAGCUUCUAGAGUUAAAGGAAGAUCUGAGGGAAAACUGCCACAAAAUCUGGUGAUAAUAUAUAUAACGAUAAUUUUAGCUUUUUAUUUAAACCUGUACGUAUAAAACAUCAAAAGUUCCAGUGUUUGUGAAAACACAGAGUCGUGUUUUGUGGCAGGGAACGAUGGUGAGGUUUAAAACCCCGAAAUUUUCAAAUGGACUUUGGUCUGCUCAGCAUCGAUUUUACAGUAGUUUUAUAUCGUGUUUACUCGCAUAUGUUUAAAAUUCACUGGCAGGCAUAACUUCCAGGAUGUUUUUUGAUUUGAUCUGAACGUUGGUGGUUAGAGUUCCCAGCCCCAGAAGCCCAAUAUGUGGUUAUUCAGAAAUGCAUGAUGGCAUCUUCCUUCAAGAUUCCCAAGAAGAAACAUCCUCAUGGCUCUGACUCCAGUCCCCUAGACAUGCAGUCACCUCUGUCCCGCCUCCAGACCUCCACCCCUCGACUACAGUUUUACGGGAAUCAGUCCGGCAGAGGUGGAGCUGACAGGAUGCAUUCUGGGAAUGCUGUGGGCGCUUCGUCAGCCAGACAGAGGACGCCGUGUAAGCAGCUCUUAGGAAACUUUGAGACGCAGCAGGAACUCAAGAGCCCCAUCGGGUGUGGAGCUUCAGACGCCAAUCACAGAGCAGCAGGCAGCUGGAGCUGCCAAUCACAAGCAGGGCAGAGAGAAGUGACAUCAAGCUGUUUGUCAAACAGAUGGCGUCCUAAGAGAGCAUCUGACCGGCUGCUGCAGCCUGAGGUGGCUUUAGAGCACCUGUCUCCACCACAGAAGAAGAAAGAGCUGUCAGCUUUGGUCAAUAAAAGGAUCUCCGUGGACUCUCUGGCUGAGUUCAGAGGUGACGAGCAUCUUGGGACUUUGAGUUCUUCUACACUGGGAGACAAGAGGUGGAGGAGAGUUGAGUCUAAUGGAGACACUUCUGAGGAGAAGAGCAACACAGGAACUCCUCCUGAAUCUCCUUUGAAACAACAGACGAAGAACUCUCCUAUCUCCAGAUUGAAUCAAACUCCACCCUCAGGCCUACAAAGAUCAUCUUCUUCCAUCUCCAUGGUCUUAUCGUCGACGACGACGCCAGUAAGGAGGGUGCGACUUGCCUCCACCAGCAACCUGAAGGUCGAUGACAGGGAGAAGGAGAGAGAGAGGUGGAGGCAGUUCAAAGAGAAGACUAAGAACAACAGGUCAGCUGUCCUCCACCUCCGACUGAGGACACCCAAACCGAAGCUGAGCCAACCAACUGAGCCAAUCGUGCUGUCCAGUGAGGAGGAGGAGGACGACGGUGAGGGAAACGGAGAUGAAGCAAAGAGGACGUCACAUAGCAGCAACCAGGUUGAUGAAUCUCGUCAGGGAAACUCUGAGAAGGUGCAGGCUCCCAAACUGGUUCCUGUGACGCCAACGUCCUUCCUGCAGCUGGAGUUCGCCUCUCUUCAUGCUGGCCUCACGGCUGCAGAUGCUAACGGGCCGAUUAUGGGGUGGAAGAGUGUCAGGUCAGCGUGGUGGCGUCUCAGGUUCGGGGUUACGGCCUGUGGGACGGGGGCGUGGCCCGCGGUGGAACUCUGCUGGCUGGUUGGGAAGGCCCCGCCCCCUCACUGCUCUUCCUGUGGGUGACGGAUGCUCAGGCCAACCUGCUGCAGAAGGAGCUGUCCUCCAUCCAGACCUCCUCUUCCUCCUCCUCGUCUUGCUUCUCGGGUCCUCCAUGCUGCUUCAUCCUCCUGCUAUUGAAGGAGCAGCUGCAGGAGCUCCAGGCCGCCCUGCUGGCCUCCAUCCUCGACAUGGAGGAGUACAAAGUCGCCACCCCCUCCACCUCUGAGGGCCCAGCCUCCCCUCUGGACUGGGCCAACGGCCUGCUGCUCCUCCACAGCUGUCCUCCUCCUGUGGACCAGCACCUCCUCAGACUGCUGGGACACUCGACGAGGUCGAGUCAGCUGAGCAGAGGUCAGAGAAACAAGUCCAGCCUAAACUCUGCUGGUCUUCCCACCAGGCUGAUCCAGUACCCCGUGGCCCCCUGCAAAGGCCGCAUCACCGUGACCAAGGAGGACCUGGCCUGUCUGGACGCUGGCGAGUUCCUCAAUGAUGUCAUCAUCGACUUCUACCUCAAGUAUCUCCUCCUGGAGGGCGUUGGCAGCUCGGUGGCUGAGAGGAGUCACGUCUUCAGCAGCUUCUUUUACAAGCAGCUGAGCAGACGGCGAGCGGCUGGCGAGGGCACCGCCCCUAUGUCCCUGACCGUCACACACGGCACCCGGGUGAAGACGUGGACCCGCCACGUGGACAUUUUCACCAAAGACUUCCUGUUCGUGCCUGUCAAUCAAGAAGCUCACUGGUACCUGGUGGUGGUGUGUUUCCCGGGUCUGGAGGAGGCUCGGUACGAGGAGUUUCAGAGGCGAGCAGGGAAAUCCGGAGCUGCUGAAAAACCAAACUCUAGUCUCGUAUCGCAGCAGCCACCAGAGUCCAGUGAGCAGGGCUGGAAGAAGGACACAGUCUUAAAGAGGCCGUGCAUCCUGGUCAUGGACUCACUGAAACUGUCGUACCACGACAACGUCUGCAGACUCAUCAGAGACUACCUGCAGGUGGAGUGGGAGGUCCGCAGGAAGUCGCCUCGUCUGUUCACGUCCGACACAAUGAAGAGCUUCAACUGCAAAGUCCCUCAGCAGGACAACAGCAGCGACUGUGGACUCUACCUGCUGCAGUACGUCGAGAGCUUCUUACAGAACCCCGUGGUGCACUUUGACAUCCCGCUGCGGUUGGAGAGCUGGUUUCCGCGGCAGCGAGCGCGACAGAAGCGCGAUGAGAUCCGAAGUCUAAUCAUGAGUUUGCACCAGAGUCAGCUGAAGGAGGAGGAGCCAAAACCGUCGCCGAGCCGCUAACUUGCCGCCACCGCUGCUGCUGCUUCAUUGACUGCUUCCUGUUUCACUCAGAGUCAAACUAUAUGUCUGUGAAUGUACAUAAAUUUUUACUGACACUUCCUGGUUUUUAAAAUAAAAGUAUUUAUUUAAAUUUUACAAUGUGAGGCUCUUAUUUUGAAAGCCUGGAGCUGGCGUGCUGCAGAGUGAAACGUGUAAUUGGUGAAUUAAUUGGUAAUCAGUUGUGAGUGAAGUGAGGAGAGUGUGUCCUUGGUGUUUGUCUAAGCUGGGGUCAGAGGUCACUGGGUUACUACCAGCGAGUGUCUUGGUGUUUUCUAGCAUUCCGACUUCUUUAAUCCACUUUUUAAAUUUAUUUUCCUUCAUAUUUUAGUUGUCUCCUGUUCGAACAUAAUGCGA
This is a messenger RNA of Oreochromis niloticus (Nile tilapia), 3463 nucleotides long. It is a transcript of the gene senp7b, whose product is annotated as SUMO specific peptidase 7b. Lineage: Eukaryota; Metazoa; Chordata; Actinopteri; Cichliformes; Cichlidae. Gene Ontology annotation, cellular component: cytoplasm; nucleus. The record is from RefSeq and is a predicted model, not a curated record. Gene Ontology annotation, molecular function: SUMO-specific endopeptidase activity. Gene Ontology annotation, biological process: protein desumoylation; proteolysis.